This is a messenger RNA of Exophiala bonariae, 1524 nucleotides long. RefSeq lists its product as uncharacterized. The record is from RefSeq and is a predicted model, not a curated record. Lineage: Eukaryota; Fungi; Ascomycota; Eurotiomycetes; Chaetothyriales; Herpotrichiellaceae. The transcript is spliced from 6 exons. Gene Ontology annotation, molecular function: monooxygenase activity; oxidoreductase activity, acting on paired donors, with incorporation or reduction of molecular oxygen; heme binding. The coding region runs from base 1 to 1524 and encodes 507 amino acids.
AUGCUUGAAUCGAUUGUACCUUUGCUUCUAGCAAACUGGCCGUAUGCUGUGGUGGUAGUUGGCAUCGCAUAUCUCCUGAGCAACUAUUUCAAUCAUGGACUAAACAAAUAUCCUGGACCGGUGUUGGCGAGAUUUACUAACUGGUGGAGAGUUGUUGAUGUAUAUGGACGGCGACCCGAUAUCACACAUCUCGCGUUGCACCGCAAACAUGGUGACAUCGUGAGGCUAGGACCCAAUUCUCUGUCAUUCGCAAACCCCAAAACUUUGAAGACGAUAUACGGAUUGAACAAGGGCUUCACAAAGUCCGGAUUCUACCCAGUACAACAGGCCGUCAGCGAGGGCAAACGGCUACCGUCUUUAUUCUCCACAGUGGAUGAGUCGUACCAUGCAAACCUCCGCAGAUCAGUCAACAACGCCUUUUCUAUGAGCCAGUUGGUCAACUAUGAGCCCUCGGUAACGGAGACUGUGGAGUUAUUCUUGGAUCAGACAGAGAAGCUCUAUGCCAAUCCCAACAAAGUCUGCGACUUUGCCGAGUGGUUGCAAUUCUUUGCUUUUGAUGUCAUCGGCCAGAUCACCUACAGCAAGCGCCACGGAUUUCUAGAGAAUAAUGUGGAUGUGGACGGCAUGAUUGGCUACCUCGGGAGGCUAUUCUCCUAUGUUGCUCCAGUCGGCCAAAUGCCAUUCCUCGACCUUCUUUUCCUCAAGAACCCACUUGUACUUCUCCUGGACAAGUUCGGAUUUAAACCACUUGCGUUUCCUGUUGCUACUUUCGCCAAGCAACGAAUGGCAGAGCGCUUCAAGGAGAUGGAAGCCCAGGGAAUUGAAAAGGGCACUGCCAAACCUGAUCUCCUCUCCAUGUUCCUCAAGGCACAGAAUGAUCGUCCAGAGUUCAUGACUGAUCAGCGUGUUCUCACCAUGGCAGUUUCGAUGGCAUUCGCUGGCUCAGAGACGACAGCUAUUAGCUUGGCUGCUGUAUUCUAUUAUCUCCUGAGAAACCCUCCGGCAUAUCAGAAAUUGAUGCAAGAGUUGGAUGAAGCGGUCGAGGAGGGCAGGAUCGCGGAUUCUCCAGCUGGUACGGUGACAUGGGCCGAGUCUCAGAAACUUCCUUACCUAGAUGCUUGCAUCAAAGAGGCUUUUCGAAUGCACCCUGCCGCUGGCCUGCCUCUCGAGCGUAUAACUCCGCCACAGGGUAUUGAGAUUGAUGGGCAUUUCAUUCCCGGCGGCACAAUCGUCGGAUGUAAUGCCUGGGUCAUCCACAAACGAGAGGAGAUCUUCGGGUCGCAAGUUGACACCUUCAUUCCUGAACGAUGGCUGGACGCCACUCCCGAGCAACUGAAGGAGAUGAACGGUACACUCUUCCAAUUCGGUGCUGGGGCCAGAACGUGCAUCGGCAAGAAUAUCAGUCUAUUGGAGAUGUACAAGCUGAUACCUGCGUUCUUGAGGCGAUUCGAGGUCCAAUUUGAUGAUCCCAGUAAAGAUUGGAAACUGCAUAAUGGCUACAUUGAGACCUUCCUCAAUGUUUGA